Messenger RNA from Salvelinus fontinalis (brook trout), 5653 nucleotides. RefSeq names its product zinc finger protein 638-like. Gene Ontology annotation, molecular function: RNA binding; zinc ion binding. Gene Ontology annotation, cellular component: nucleus. The coding region runs from base 1 to 5403 and encodes 1800 amino acids. The transcript has 23 exons. The record is from RefSeq and is a predicted model, not a curated record. Lineage: Eukaryota; Metazoa; Chordata; Actinopteri; Salmoniformes; Salmonidae.
AUGUCUCCAAAUCUAGCAUCGGCCGCCGUGGGGUACGAGGGACAUUGCCCACAGUCAGCCUGUUUUCAUUGUAGGGCUUUUUGCGCAAUCGGUUAUAUCCUUCUUCACAGGGAAGAGAAGAGCCGAUUUCAACAGGUCCCACGAAGACAAACAAAGAACCACACCCGCUUCGCGUUGCUCACAGAAAGUCCAUCCCAGCUCUACACUCUAUCAGCUUGGGCAGAUAGGGCAGCCAGUGCCUUCGGUACCGUAGGCCGGGGAACCCCGUUCCUCUUCGGACCGUCCGCGGCUAUCCGCCUGGCCCAGAUCAAAGCCCAGCUAACCCUGCACCAACUGAGCAUCAUCGCCGCUGCCAGUAACCACGGCAACCAGCAACUGGCCCUGCUCAACCUUCUCCAGCAAGCAGCUGCCAACAACAUCGCUCAGCCGCUCGCCACCGCCAUGUACCAGCCUCAGCAACAGGGGCCACCCUUCAACAGGCCCAGGAACAUGCCAUACCAUCAACAACAACCCGGCCACUCUACGGAUGGCAACAACAUGGCCCAGAUGAACAGCUACCAGGCGGGUCAGUUCCCGCCGCAAACACGGCUACCCGAGGAGCUGGAGUCAGCGAUCUCUGUCCGUGUUCAGGGCGGGAGGGACGAGGACCACCGACUACUCAACCAGAAUACCCAGAUCUCCCGUCAACACUGUGUAGAUCCCCACCUGCACGGGGACGGUCAGGGUGGGAGUUCAGAGACUGCCUAUUCUAACAGCAACAACCUUGUCUCGCUCUCCUGCGAUGACCAGCAGAAUCAGAUGCAAGAUGUGGACUGGUCCAACUACCAGACUCCCAGUAAACUCUUUGGUCUCAAUCAGCAGCAGCACCUCCAGCAGUCCUCCCACUCUCAUGCUAACCCCAACAGCGGGCAUUCAGGAGGGGGCAUGCAAAGCUGGAAUGCUCCUGUUUCUGAACCGGCUCGUCCACAGGGUGGAAACAUGCAGGGUCUGUACGUACCCGAGAGCGCAGGCAGUAUCCUGGCCGGCUUCGGUUUGUCAAACGAUGACCUGGAGGUUCUCAGCCACUACCCUGAUGACCAACUAACUCCAGACACUCUGCCCUUCAUCCUACGUGACAUACAGAUACACAAAACAAACAGAAACACAGGCCCUCCUGCGUUCUCUCAAACUCUCCCUGCUAUUCCUAACCUGCCGCCACCGCUGCGUCUUUCUCCACCACAGCGGCAUCCUGCACAUUCAUGUACGACCAACAUCCCACGUUUUCUGAGUGUGAUGCAAACGGCGGGUAAAGUUAUCGACUACGGCCACGCAAGUAAGGCGGCGGAAGAGGGUAGAGACUCUUACAAACGCGAGCUACCGCCUAAGGAGAGAGCGACUAAACCAGAGUCAAAGCCCACUGGUUCGUCUUUGAAACGUAAAGCUGAAUCCCCAAGGCGGCACGACGACUCCUCCGACUCAAAGAAAGACAAAGACUACAGGAGGCGUGCUCCAAUCCCCGACGCUCACAAGCACAAAAUAACGCCCGUCAGAGAGCCGCCAUCAAGAUCUCGGUCGGAGCGCGAAGGGUCCAGAUCAAGGCCACAGUUCGAAGCCAGGAGUGAGUCGUCAAAAUCAACCAGACCCACCGGUGCCAAGCGCAGCUCUAGCGCAACCAAGAGGCUCCCAACACCCACCAUGAUAGGUGAUUUCUCUGCGGACCCUCCGAAGGUGUACCCCCACACCUGCUCCCUGUGCGACAUGCAAUGUGAACGGGCUAAGGACUGGAUCAAUCAUGUGAACACAGUCAACCACACAGCUAGCUGCAGAGAUCUGCGCAACAAGUAUCCAGACUGGAAUCCAAAUGUCCCAAGGAGUGACCUGUCUCAAGGUCAGGAUGCCUGUGCCACCUGGCAUUCCCUAGAACGCUCUCCCUCCCGCUCCGUGUCCCGUUCCUUGUCCUGGUCCCCCACCCCCCCUCCGGACCGAAGCAGAAGGAUCUCUCCGCCCACCUCCCAUGGACACACCCCCCACACCUCUGGCCGGCACAGCCCCUCCCAGUCCCAUCGGCGUUCUGCCUCCAGCGCUCACAGGCCGGAGAAGAGAACCAGCGAAUCCUCAGGGAUAUCUACUGGGAGCUCCUCUCGAGAAGGCCUGAAGCGUUCCAGAAAUGACCCCGCCAAGUGUGCGACUGGCCACGGCAACAGAGCAGGGGUUUCUGGGAAACACGAGUCCGGGAAACGUGAGUCCUAUUUGUCGUCCACCAGCAAGUUUCCGGCGUCCAUGUCUGAGAAGCCACAUCGUCCAGCUUCCUCUAAGCCAGGCGCCAAGCCAGCGGCCGGGAAGGAUACCGCCCUAGGACAGGACUCAGAGUUCCAGUCCUCCAACGCGCCACAGAAGAAGCCGAAUCCAACGCUGCAGAAGAAGAAUCCUCCAGGUUCCUACUUGCUCUAUCUGACGGGCCUCCCUGUAGAUGCCAAGUACCAGGAAGUGGUGUCACUGGUGCAGUCCUUCGGCAAGGUCACCAAUGUCCUCAUCAUCAGGAACGAGGAGGGUGAGGAGAACCAGGGGCAGCCGCAAUACAGUAAAGCCACUGUUUGCAUGCAGAGAGAGCAGGACGCUAAAGCACUGGCUGAGUGCCUCACUCUCAACAUACGGGAACACCCCAUCUCUGUCUCCGACCAGAAUGGCGAGGAGGAGCUUACUUCCUCGAUACCUGUCAUUAUAAAAGGAGAAGUGAUCGGUGCUCCCAGGACACCUGCAGCCCCCAACGAGGCCAACUUGGCCGUCAAAGGCCCAGAAGCCAGCGUUGGUCAGAAGAAUUCAAAUGAGAUACACAGGGAGCAGGUGAAGCCACAGAGGAAGAGGAAGAGGGGCUGUAGAGCGGGACAGGUCGAGAGACUCAAAAGACUGCAGAGGGAAAACAAGAGGGGCAUGGUCAAGAUUACUGGACUUCCUGAAAGCGGCUGCUCCGAGAUUGAUAUCGCAAAGCUGGCCCAGCCCUUCGGAACACCUGUCAAGAUCCUCCUCAUCACCAAGCCCAGUGAGGCUCUGGUCACCAUGCAGGAUGUGGAGUCAGCCCAGGAGAUGGUGAAAUUUUACAACGACAAGCCAGUCUGCAUCAAGGACUCUGUUCUGAACAUGAGCCUGCUUCCAAACCUCCUGGUGGACUUCAACAGACCGGUGGCCCUUUUCCAUUCAUUAAUGGGACCCAGGAAUCCUGUUAGUGCGGAGGAGGGAGGUGAUGAUGACUGGAACCGUCUCCUGGUUGUCAGUAACAUCCCGGCCACGCCCUCCGGCCCAACAGAGAUCCAGAAACUGGUCCAGCGCUUCGGCACAGUCCAACAGACUCUGGCACUCAAGGACAAGAUCAUCUUUGAGAUGGGAACAGCAGACAUGGCCAAGAGUGUCUUCAACCGCUUCCAGAAGUUUCCCUGCAUUGUUCAGAACAACAAGCUCGCCUUCUCCUGGAAACCUGAUCCCAAGACUGAUCUAGCUAAAGUCGACAUCUCCUCUGCCGGCUCAACAGCUUCAACUGGUGGCAAUGACUCCCAGACUGCAGAGACCACUAUGCCCCCUGGUGGCCAGGAGGACUCGCUAUCUCAGUCAGGAUUAAAGGUGGAGUCAGGAACAGGGGUUGAUACUAAGGUUGAAGGACAGGAGGUUCAGCCAGGGAAUGAAGGGCUGAACGUUGAUAAAUGGGUUCAAGCCACAAAGUCUCCAGCAUUAGGAGGAAAGGAUCAAGAGAAGGAGCCUGAUACAUCUUCCUUACAGCCAGCAGGAGUGAACCAGAGAGAACCUGGAGGUCAGGGUAGAGAGGUCGUCACAGAGAAGGUUGCAGACAUUUCAACAACGGAGUCCGAAGAAACUGAAGAACCAGUCUCUUCAGAUGCUACCUCCGCUCCUCAAGCUGCUGAACCAGAGACUGAGAAAAUGUCUGUUUCCAGUUCCACAACAGCCACCCCAGCCCCAAAAGUGAUGGCGGCCAUCAUAGAGGCCUUACGACAGGAGAGCAGGAACAGAUCCUCUACCAAGGUUACCACCGACCAGGCUGCAGCUGACAAUCCUCCAGGUAAACAACCAAAAGAUAAGGCGACUCCAGAUGUUCAGGCUGCCCCCGCUCUACCCAGAGUGACCCCAGAGAUCCUGAAGGUGCUGCUGGAGGAGUGCAGGGUCCGGUCCACCAGUAGGGCUGGCGCUGAGCAGGCCAGGAAGGAGCAGGACCAGGCGCCCCCUGCAGGCCAAAAGCCAUCCACUGGAAACCGAAGAGACCACAGUGGAGACGGGGAGCCUGGAAGAGAGCAGGCCACUAAGAGGAAGACCCGCGAGGAGGAAAGGGAGGAGAGGGAGAGAGCGAGGAGGGAGAGGGAGAAAGAGAGGAGGCUGAAGGCCCAAGAGGAGGAGAAGGAGAAAGGAAGGAGGGAGAGAGAGAAGAGGCGGUCCCACAGGGAACGGUCAUCAGGAUCCCCGGGGUCCAGGUCCUCCAUCAGGUAUGAGGGGAGCCGGCACAGUGGGAAGGGCGGCGCCAGGUCUGAGUCCAGGAGAGGAAACGGAGAGGAGAAACAGCAGGAAGAGGAGGAGUUAGGUGAGAAGCACGUCCCCUUCGACAUGGAAGACUUUGUGACUGUGGACGAGGUGGGGGAAGCAGCUGCGGUGCCCCGUCCUCUCCCCGAGACUACCACAGAGGUGACUGAGGUUACAGAGGUGACCGUCAACGACCCUGUGACCACAGCCUCUGAGGCGGAGCAGCAGGCACCAGCUGACACUACAUCGAUGGAGUUGGAGGGUGAGCCUGGGACAGCCAAGGUACGGGAGGAAGCUCUGGACAAACGAGAACAGAAGGAGGGGGGGUUGUCCCCAGCAACCACAGAGGGGUCGGUGAAGACUGCAGAGGGACCUGGGGAGGUGACAGAGGAGACAUUUCCAGACUGUCAGGAUGACAUCAAAGAGCCUGUGGUCACUGUGCCCAAGACAACCUGCGACGAGGUCACUGAGGAGUCCACAACCACAGACGCACCUGCCGCCGCUGGAGAAGAGGAAAGGGAUGGAGAAAAGGAGGGUCUCCACAUGGGGACGUUUCUGACGGUGGACGAGGUGGGACAAAUGGAGGAGGACGGGGAGAAGAGGUCUGCUGAGAACGUGGAGUCAAAGCGAAGGAGGACAUCUCAGGAGGAGAGAGAGGAGGAGACAGCGAGGAGGAAGAUGAAGAUGGAACCCCUCUUUUAUAAAGACUACAGCAUCCCUCCUUUCAACCCUGACAGCCCUGUCGGCAUGGAGUUUCUGGUUCCCAAGUCAGGCUUCUUCUGCAAGGUGUGUUCUAAGUUCUACAGUGGAACUGACGAGGCUGAGAAGAACCACUGCAAGACCCUCAAACACCAUCAGAACCUGGAGAAAUCCCUGGAGAAGUGGAGAGCGAAGAAAGACUGACUCUCCAUGAUGAGCUGAAGAGUUAAAUAUUGACUGGCUGUGUCCCAACCACUGACUGAUUCAUUCCUGUCUUAACUCUUUUCACACUUACUUGUUUUUGUUUUUCUUCCCCAUGGGUCCAAUCUCUCACUCACAACUAUAACGGUUUCAUUUUGUUAGUUAUUUUCCCAUGAUAUAGAAGAGAAGUGACUCAAUAGAGAGAAAUUAAAGUAGAAACCAGUGUACAAUGAAAAUAAAGUGUUUUAUUCAA